This is a messenger RNA of Pseudoliparis swirei, 1965 nucleotides long. RefSeq names its product glycerol-3-phosphate acyltransferase 4 (gene gpat4). The record is from RefSeq and is a predicted model, not a curated record. Gene Ontology annotation, cellular component: endoplasmic reticulum. Gene Ontology annotation, molecular function: glycerol-3-phosphate O-acyltransferase activity. Gene Ontology annotation, biological process: triglyceride biosynthetic process. NCBI's taxonomy places the organism in Eukaryota, Metazoa, Chordata, Actinopteri, Perciformes, Liparidae.
AUGCCUAUUCCUAAUACUCAAUCCCAAACACCGGCAGGCUUUGGGUUUCGCCGUCGUGUGCAGCCUACUUGCUACUGCUACACUGUGUGUCUUCGGCUGUCGAGCAGCAGGAAGUGGUUUACACUCCCAGGUGACAACCUUCUGUGCAGGUGCCUCUGCAUCUCCGUCACGUGUCUCUAUGUCUGGUUGACUCUUCUGUUCGUCUUCAUAAUUGUGCCGACUGUACUUGGAGUCUCUUUUGGCCUCCGCAGACUCUACAUGAGGACCCUUCUCAAGAUCUUUGAGUGGGCAACCUCACAAAUGGAGAAGGAAGCAAAGGAGAAGAAUCAACAACUCUAUAAACCCUAUAGCAAUGGAAUCAUAGCCAAAGAACAACCGUCGUCCUCGCAGCAGGAGAUCCUGGAGCUCCGAGGUUCUGCCGGCGGUCUGCCCUCAGAACCGGAGUUUGAGAUGGCGGACAUCUCCUUCUUCUGCCGGAGAGGCGUGGAGAGCAUCUUUGAUGACGAGGUGACGAAGCGCUUUUCGGCUCAGGAACUGGAGAGCUGGAACUUGCUGACUAGAAGCAACUACAACUUCUAUCACAUCAGUAUGAGACUCACUUUCCUGUGGGGCCUGGGAGUUCUCAUUCGCUACGGCGUCCUGCUGCCUUUCAGGGUUACUCUGGCGGUCACUGGCAUUAGUCUGCUUCUCGUCUUCACUACUUUGGUUGGCUUUUUACCAAAUAGAAAGUUAAGGUUCUAUCUCUGUGAGGAGGUUCAUCUGAUGUGUUACCGUAUCUGUGUGAGAGCUCUCGCAGCAAUCAUCACCUAUCACAACAGAGAGAACAAAGCAAAGACUGGCGGUAUCUGUGUGUCUAAUCACACAACGCCUAUUGAUGUCAUUAUCUUGGCCAAUGAUGGCUGCUACUCUGUGGUUGGCCAGGUGCAUGGAGGGUUGAUGGGAAUGAUCCAACAAGCCAUGGCCAAAUCAUCUCCUCAUAUCUGGUUUGAAAGUCAAAAAGUCAAAGACAGACACCUAGUGGCCAAAAGGCUAAGCGAUCAUGUUGCUGACAAAACGAAGCAGCACAUUCUGAUCUUCCCUGAAGGUACUUGCAUCAACAACACAUCAGUGAUGAUGUUUAAAAAGGGUUUCUUUGAAAUUGCCUGCACAGUCUAUCCAGUUGCCAUUAAGUACGACCCUCGGUUUGGGGAUGCUUUCUGGAACAGCAGUACGUUCGGCUUGGUGAUUUAUCUGCUGAGGAUGAUGAGCAGUUGGGCCAUUGUCUGCAGCGUUUGGUCCCUGCCGCCGAUGAACAGAGAGGUGAAACACCAACUCAACUUUAUAAAGAGAUAUGUUGCAUUCAUAGCUGCACAAGGAGGAUUAGUGGAUCUCAUUUGGGACGGAGGUCUGAAACGUGAAAAAGUAAAAGAUGCUUUUAAGGAAGAGCAGCAGAAACUUUACAGUCAAGUUCUUGUCGGUGAACGGGAAGUGGGGGACAAGAGUGACAACACACAUUUGGAGGAUGAAAAUCAAGAAGAGGAUAAAAGAAUCCAGCUUCAACAGAUGGACAUUGAGGACACAGUAAAUGUGUGACGCUAUAAAUACAGACCCUUACAUCUCAUACUGGGAAAUCUGGAAUACUUUGUAUUGUUAUUAAUUAUUGAAAUGUGAAUCUACAGAGGUGGAGCUUUAUGUUGAUUCUUAUGGUGACCUUUACUUAACUGAGUGAUAGAAAAAUGUUUUUAUAAUAAGAUAUUUAUUCACAUUGUUUUGUAUGAUGUAAAAUUAGGAGAAUGGUUACACUUACAGUAUAGGAAGCUCAAACAUGUAGAGACAUACAAAUGCUAAUAGGUCAGUUUGUCUUUAAACCAACUGUUUACAGACCAAAGUCCUUUACUGACCUCACUUUUCCUGCCUCCCUUUUCACUGCCACGUGAGCUUGUUGUUUAUCACAAUAAAACACUGACCUCUUUGUGAAUAAUUAGA